Messenger RNA from Penicillium longicatenatum, 318 nucleotides. RefSeq lists its product as uncharacterized. The coding region runs from base 1 to 318 and encodes 105 amino acids. Lineage: Eukaryota; Fungi; Ascomycota; Eurotiomycetes; Eurotiales; Aspergillaceae. The record is from RefSeq and is a predicted model, not a curated record. The transcript has a single exon.
AUGUCCCACCCACCAACACUCACAGACCUCAAAAAUCUUCUCUCUAAAUCUGCAAAGCUCAACAAAGCCCAAGUUGCUCUACCACCUGCAAUGCGAGGUCUACUUCCUAUAGCUAUCGGUGCUGGUGGCUAUAUUGCAAAAGUGACAAACGGUGAUAACUUCAUCGAACGCCAGAUCUUAGGCAAGCCAUCUGUCGAGGACGAUUUUAUUGCCUUGCCUGAGCCUGAACUCAAGAAGGAGCUACCGGAACCGCCCGCUGUCAAAAGAAAGAACAAACACUAUCAGGUAGAAAGCGAACCUGCAGACAAGAAACAAUAG